Messenger RNA from Desarmillaria tabescens, 440 nucleotides. RefSeq lists its product as uncharacterized. The record is from RefSeq and is a predicted model, not a curated record. The transcript has 3 exons. The coding region runs from base 21 to 440 and encodes 139 amino acids. Lineage: Eukaryota; Fungi; Basidiomycota; Agaricomycetes; Agaricales; Physalacriaceae.
UUGACAUACGUUCAUCGAAAAUGCCUCGUUGGUCGCAGCAUGCUGAGGAUUCAUUUCGCCUUCCGGAAGGCUUUCGAAGGAUAGGGUACGAUGCAGAUACGAUGCAGUAUACAUUUACGGACAAGCACGGGAAGUUGUACCGGGGUGCGCCUGGGGAGGAGUAUGGAACAUUGACGCCAGUCAGUUUCUCUGCGUCGACGGAUAGGCCUGGAGCCUUUUCAGAGGGCGAGAAUCCGAAGGUGACCGACUCGUCUGCAACUAGUGCCUGUGGGCCUGCUCCAAAGUUGACAUUCAGCGACUUCCUCCCUCCAUCUGCUAUGACGUCUGCCUUGUCGCCCCCCGACCAAAAUUUACCUGCAACCCCGCCAAAGGCACACUUUAACGGUGGGAUGUGGACUGCUCUUCCCAAAAUGGGGGGCAUCAUGCAGAGCCUCCGUUGA